CCAGCAGUCAGACCGAGAAACGCAGCAGAGUAACAAAACACAAACAUGGCGUCUACUCGCUGCCAUACACACUAGCGCUGGACAGAAACAAAGUUUCCAGCGGUAAAGAAGAGUGCGCGCACAUCAAGCGCGCGUUUUAUUCUCGCUAGAGAAGGAGAGUGCGGGGCGAAAACUGCAACUUGCCUACAUGUCAACGUCUUUCCCAUAGAGGACUGAACAGCUGGCCCGUCCAGCCAUGAUUGAGGAUAAGGGUCACCGUGUGACGGACUACUUCGUCGUGGCUGGCCUGACGGACAAAUCCACACCAUUAGAGCAGGAUCUGUCCGAAGCCAAAUCCAGUGGACCAAAGGCACCCAUCAUAGACCUAGCUGUCAUCAACAAGUCAGUAGGAGAAACCGUACCUGAGGGGUUCACCUGCAUCGAGAGCACCUACAGCGGCCAGCCAGCCAAUCUGAACCAUGGCAGCCUCAAAAGCCCUGAACUCUUUCUGUGCUACAAGAGGGGUCAUGGAAAACCCCCACUGAUUGACAUUGGGGUUCUGUAUGAGGGCAAAGAGCGUCUCAUUCAGGGUUGUGAGGUCAUCCAGGCCACACCGUUUGGACGCUGCGCAAAUGUCAACAACAGCUCCGCCACGUCCCAGCGCAUCUUCAUCACGUUCCGACGCGCGCCACCCGUCCAGCCUCAAAACUCGCUGGCGGUCACAGACAUCUGUGUCAUCAUCACGAACAAGGGUGAAAUUCCUCCUCAUACCUUCUGCAAGGUGGACAAGAACCUCAACUGUGGCAUGUGGGGAUCAAGUGUGUUUUUAUGUUACAAGAAGUCUGUGUCUGCCUCAAAUUCCAUCGCCUAUAAAGCUGGUUUGAUCUUUCGGUAUCCAGAAGAAGAUUAUGAGUCAUUUCCCCUCUCUGAGUCUGUGCCCCUCUUCUGUCUUCCUAUGGGAGCCAAAAUUGAGUGUUGGGCACCUAACACACGCUACCCUUUACCUGUCUUCUCCACAUUUGUCCUGACAAACUCCAUGGGAGAGAAGGUUUACGGAGCUGGAAUUCAGUUUUAUGAGCCAUACUCUAUAGAGGGUCUUAGCGAAAGACAGAAGAUUCAGCUGGGUCUGCUCACGGCUGUGAAUAAGGAGGUCAUACCUAACCGUACGGUCAACACCAACAAGUGCAUCUGCGUGCUGUCUCGCUGGCCUUUCUUUGAGUCCUUCAGGAAGUUCCUCAUGUUUCUUUACAAGCUGUCUGCCAAUGGAGUCAACCCUCUGCCCAUUGAGAAGCACAUUUCCCACUUCAUGCACAAUGUCUCCUUCCCCUCUCCCCAAAGGCCCAGAAUACUUGUGCAGCUGUCGGCGCAUGACACCCUUAUCCUGUCCCAACCUGUUUGUACACCUUUACCACUAAGUGGAGCAGAUUACAGGACUCUGCUCAUGAACCUGGGCCCAGAAAACUGUGCCACGUUGUUACACUUUGUGCUACUAGAAAACAAGAUCCUGCUUCACUCUCUCAGACCAGCCGUGCUGACCGGAGUGGCUGAGGCCGUGGUGGCAAUGAUCUUUCCAUUCCAGUGGCAGUGUCCAUAUAUCCCUCUGUGUCCUCUCUCUCUGGCGGGGGUCCUCAACGCACCAUUACCCUUUAUUGUGGGUGUGGAUUCGAGAUACUUUGACCUCUAUGAUCCCCCACCUGACGUGGUCUGUGUGGAUUUGGACACCAACACUAUUUACUUGUCUGAUGAAAAACGACACAGUAACUGGAAGAACCUUCCAAAAAAGCCCUGCAAGAGUCUCAUCAGCUCCCUGGGGAACCUGUACCGUCAGCUUGCCACUGUUCGGCGGGCGGCGCAAGAAGAAUCUGCGGUGGAGAUGACCCCUAUCGAGGCAGACUUCACCUGGCACAAGAAAAAAACUGAACUAGAGAUGGAAAUCCAAGAAGCUUUCCUACGCUUCAUGGCCACCAUACUGAAGGGCUACCGAAGCUACCUCAAACCCAUCACACAGGCACCUUCUGAGAAAGCUACCGCUGCUGAUUCACUCUACGACCUGCAAGGAUUCCUAAAGAGUCGAGAUCGAGCUCACCAGAAGUUUUAUUCUCAACUCACCAAGACUCAGAUCUUCAUCCGCUUCGUUGAGGAAUGCACUUUCGUCAGUGACAAAGACACUGGUCUGGCCUUCUUUGAUGACUGCAUUGAUAAACUUUUUCCUUCCGACAAAGGAGCGGAGAAGGGCACAAAGGUCGAAGGGGAGUCUGCCGAGGACACCAGGCUGAUGGAAUUAGAUGAGUCACUGAAAAGCGAGCAUACGGUCUUUGUCAUGCCCCCUGAACCCCCUCCAGAAGAUGGGCCCGACCCCCCUGCAAAAUACAGUUAUAAGACAUUCCCACGUUUACGGUUGGAGCUGUUUGAUCGUCCAAGAGAGCUGAGGCCAGCGCUGAGCACCAGAGCCGCAGGGGCGAGUUUGUCCAGUAGCCCCGCCCUGCUGGCCAAGAGAACCAAACAGGAAAUCAAAAUGGCCUACAAGUUGGCUAAGCGUUUCUACUCCAUUCCACCCCAGUGGGCAAAGUGUCUGUUUAGUCACUGCUACAGUCUGUGGUUCAUCUGUCUUCCUGCUGGCAUGCGCACAGCCCAGUCCAAACCCCGUGCCAUGCAACAGGCCUUCAACGUCCUGCUCAAGAUGAGGAGCACCGAGGUGGAGGUCCUAGAUGAGGUGUGUUAUCGCGUGGUGAUGCAGUUGUGUGGUCUGUGGGGAAUGCCGGUCAUGGCUGUGCGUGUCUUAAUGGAAAUGAAGAAGGCUGGAGUUCAACCAAAUGCUAUUACUUAUGGAUACUACAACAAGGCUGUUCUGGAAAGUCCUUGGCCAAGUCGUAACCGCAGUGGACUCUUCAUGUGGACCAAAAUGCGAAAUCUGGUGCGAGGAGUGGUGCAGUUUAAACAGGCACUGCGUGGGACAGCCCUCCAUAAAGGACCUUCUUUGUUAACCACAGAUGUCCCUGCAGGUAAAGCAGCAGGUUCUGAUGGAGACCGACUCAGUCACGGCAGUGCGGACAGCACAAAUGAGACUGAACACACGCUCUUCUCGCGAAACCUUAUCGUUGAGGAAACGAUUGACUGUCACUACAGUACAGGUGGUCAGUCUGAUCAGGGUUAUGGAUCUAAGGAUGACCUGCCACAGGACCCAUCAGAUGCAUCUUUAAUCUCUCCUCCCCUGUCCAGUGACUACACUAGCAAUAGCAAAGCUGCUAAGACCCAAGAGAAUGGGGUUGAUAUGGCUAGUUCUGUGGAUAGUGUUGUGGCUGUGACUGAACCCCCCAGCCCUGCUGAGAUAGCGCCCCCUGUUGCCAGCAUUGUUAAACUGUCCACUGGAAGCCUGGACAGCAGUACAGGCAGAGGAGAAACUGCAGGGGUUUGCACAGGCAAACUCUUCAUGCCCCGCAAAAGGAGUGAAGACGUGGAGACUGAUUCUUCAAACCCAGGCGCUGUUAUGCAGACCGGACAGCAGCAGAGAGUAAAAGCCUUUGCGGAGCGCAGCUGCAGUUUUAGCUUAGAGACCAAAGCCGGCAUGCUUCAAAAGAAAGGCAGCAUGGAGCUCAGUGUAGAUAAUAUGGGUGCCGAUGCAAAAAUUCUUGCUGCUGCUUUCCCCGGAAGUCUGACGCCUCCACCUUCCUCGACCAUCUCUUCAUUUAAAGAGUUUAAGAUGGAGCCUACAAUAAACCCCUCUCUCCAGGAGGAGGAACAUGAAGAUAAGCCAGAUAACAUUCACGAAACACCGAGUUCUGAAGAACAUGAAGAGGUGAAUGCGUCAACACCUCAAGGAAUUGACGGACUUGGGCGGAGCAUAAGUGGUGGCUCCACCUCAUCUAAAGUCGUAGAAAGGGCGGAUGUUGAAGCGGGGGCGGACCCUCUAUCGGUUUUUGCCUCGGAAACCGAAGACGCGGCAUCCAUUCAGAGCCAGGAUUCUACCCGGGCCUUUCCGCCGGUGGUGUCACGAAAACUCGCUGAUGAGAUCGAGAUGUACCUGAAUCUCAAAACCCCGCUGGGAGCGAAAUCCCCCAGCAUGGAGUUACAACCAGGAGCAAACCGUGAUCCAAGCGAAUGCCCGGAUUCUCCAGCAGUAAAGCAGACUUUGGAAAGAAGAUCGAGCCUUCCAGCUGGUCCGGUCAAAGUGCCCAACGUACCGGAUACUCCGAAACGUAGCCCUGCCGUCACACGCUCGAAGACCUUCGCUGUCAAGUCAGCCAAGUCCCCAGGCUCUGCAGGUCAAAGGUCAUCAUCACUGUCCGCACUAGUAAAGCCUUCACCGAGCAGCUCCUUGGGGACCAUGAUCAACAGUAUAUCAGGCAUCAAGAUGGACAACCUGCUCACAGGACCUAAAGUAGACAUGCUGAAGUCAGGCAUGAAGCAGGCGGCCAAUGUGGCCAGUAAGAUGUGGGACGCCGUGGCCUCAGCGUACUCGUACUCAGAUGAUGAGGAUGAAAACACCCAACCACGAGACAGUUUCCCAGCCCGGUUUGAAGAGCAGCUGCUAUCUUCAGAGGUGACCGGAGACAACCCAUUACCCAGAGGCCUCAUGCCCAGUCUGGCCUUAAACGGGCUCACGCGCAGUAAUACCAGCCUGGGCAGCAGCAGUGGAAGCAGUGACACCGGACGUCCGCAGCAUCCACCGCCUUUGACUCCAGGUCGGUCAAUGAGAAGCGGAGACUCGGAAAGGUCUGAACAUAGUUCCUCUCAUAACGCCAGCACCUCCAGCAUUUACCAGAACUGUGCUUUAGAGGUUCUGAUGUCCAGCUGUUCUCAGUGCCGCUCCUGUGAAGCUCUGGUAUAUGAUGAGGAGAUCAUGGCAGGCUGGACGGCAGAUGACUCAAACCUCAACUCCACGUGUCCUUUCUGCCAAAUCUCUUUUCUCCCUUUGCUUCACGUGGAGUUCCAUGACCUGCGUGCCACACCAGGCUUCUAUUUGAAGAGUACAUCGGGAGACAGCAUCCACAGCUCCAGCACACAGCCGGCCACUUCAGGCUCUUCAGAAGUUAAAGUAGGCAGUCCUGGUGAGCCUUCUAGUCUAAUGAGUUUCCCAGAAUCCCCUGAGGACAGGGAGAAUCCUUUGGGGAUGCCCAUCCAAACUGGAACUCCAAAGAUCUUUGUACCCGAGCCAGUAAAUUCAGACCCACUGGGUCUAAUGGAAAGACAAGCCGAGAAGCGCAACACCUCUUUAACCCGGAGCAACAGUGUGGGUGGCCCGCUGCAGAGCCUGGACUCCAUUCAACGGCCCAAUCACGGCAUAUCCACCACCAGCCUACCAAACAGCCUGCAUGAGAUGGCAGACACAUUGGGUCAAAAGCGACCCAAUCCCAAACCAGUUUCUGUGCCGUAUCUAAGUCCACUGGUUUUGCGUAAAGAACUGGAGUCACUAUUGGAGAACGAGGGGGAUCAGGUAAUCUAUACCCAAAAGUUUCUUAGUCAGCAUCCCAUCAUCUUCUGGAAUCUGGUGUGGUAUUUUCGGCGUUUGGAUCUACCCAGCAUCCUGCCUGGACUCAUUUUGACCUCAGAACACUGCAACAAUGGAGUUCAGCUGCCACAAACAUCUCUGUCUCAGGACAGUAAACAGGUGUAUGUUCAACUGUUGUGGGACAAUGUGAACUUACAUCAGGAGCCCACUGAGCCUCUCUAUCAGCUCUGGAGGACCUUCUUGCAGAGAAGGGGAACUCUAGCCCCUACUGACCACCAGGAGACGCGGACUCUGUUAAAUGGCAUUGUUCGCAACAUUCAGACGAAUGACGUUUACAGCCCCAUCAACAUGCUACUCCGAGAGAUCAAGAAACGGCCAGAUGCUAAACGCCAGAGGAGUAUCUAUAGGGAAAUUUUGUUCCUGUCACUUGUUGCCUUGGGAAAGGAGAACAUUGACGUUGAGGCCUUUGAUCGUGAAUACAGUCUUGCAUACAAUGAGCUCAGCGCAGAGCAGCUUAAAGCUUUGUCCCCCAUCGACAGACCACCCAGCAUCAAUGUGCAGUGGUGUCUGAAGUGCUUCGGAGCUCCGUUUAUCUAAUCUGUGACUGUAAAAGCUCUGAAGGAAUGGAAUAGAUGAUGUUUCGUGAAGGACGAGCUCUUGAACAGUUAUUGCCUUUGUUUGCACCAUCCCCAAAAUGGUACUUUUUGAUCAUCUACCAGAAUAAAAAUGUAUUGGGCUCCUUUACUCUGGAAUUCCUAAGAGUGUCAUGGCUCCAGCUAUACAGCGGGUCGACUUGUUUUCCUGCAUCGGGCUUUGGAUGUUGAACACUGCCGUUUGUGUGCGAGCCCUUUCCAGACUGCCGUCGAGCACAGGAUGAACUCUAUGGAUGGCAAACGGAUCUUCUCACUGUAAGACUUGGAAAGUUUCUCGAUUCUGCCCUAAGCCGCCUACCUGUGGAAGAAGACUUGUAGAUAUGGAGUGUCUUACUAUGAUCUUAUGCGAUGUGCACUUUCAGAAAUGGUUGCUUUGUCCUUCUUCAUUGUUGCAUUGUGUUUUUAUAUACCUGUAUAUUUUUCUAUAAUGGGAUAUUCGAACUCGGUUGCCUUUCUUAACACGAGGGAUCUUUGUUUAGAUGUCUGUGGAGUCUUAAACAUCAAUCCCCUCGAGUUUAACCUGGGUCUUGAGCGUAACAGUGCGAGGCGAGAGGUUUGUGUGUGUGCGUGAGGGUGUAUGCGUGUUCAUUGGCUACACCACCUUAAAAUUAUAUACUGUGACAACAGACAAUCAGAUGAAUAACAUUCCAGAACGCAUCUCAUUAAAGAGAGUGUAAAAUAAGGAUGAAUGAUGAUAAAGUGAUAAACUAUUGAGUAUUUUUUUCUUAAACGUACAUAUUUUUAGAUCUGAAUGGGGCAAAUGAGGUAUUAGGCAAAAAAUGAAUUGGGAAUUAACUCCUUAAUAGUCCAUUCAUACACGCUCAUACUUGAUUUUCUUAAAUGCACAUACUGUAGUUGUGAAAUGAUUCAAUGAUAACAGUUGAUAAUCUCUUCACACGCAUAUGUAUAAAUUGCUCUUUAACAUCAAAAAAGGAAACGUCCAUAGAACCUCACAUGAACAAGAAUGUAUCUCAUUUUUUUAACUUGCUUUUUAGAUGAGUUUAGUCUUACAACAUACUAUUAGUGUCUGAAAAACAAAAAAAAACAGUCUUAAACUCUAUCUUUCAGUCCUAUUGUACAAGUGAAUCCAAAGGAUGUAUAAACCUUUCAGUUGCUGUCAUUAGUAAAUGAAUCAUUGAAGAAAUUAAAAGAGUCAUUGUGCCUUGUUAUCAAGUCUCAAGGUAGGAUUAAUAGAAUUUGUAAAAUUUAAGAUUAUUUACUACUAAUAAAUUAACAUGAUAGAGUGCAAUUGGUCUGCCUUAAUUUAUUUAUCAUUUUUUUCCACAGUCUUACUAAUUUUAUUUUAAGCAAAACGUGUAUUUUCAUAUACAUGAUAACAAAAUGCAACAAACAUUGGUGCCCACAUGUUAAGUAUAUAAAGCAUUAUCAAAUUUC
Molecule: messenger RNA, 7476 nt
Organism: Paramisgurnus dabryanus
Lineage: Eukaryota; Metazoa; Chordata; Actinopteri; Cypriniformes; Cobitidae
Gene: dennd4c
Product: DENN/MADD domain containing 4C
Biological process (GO): regulation of Rab protein signal transduction
Cellular component (GO): cytoplasmic vesicle
Molecular function (GO): protein binding
Source: RefSeq, a predicted model, not a curated record